Messenger RNA from Onthophagus taurus, 1028 nucleotides. RefSeq names its product Peroxiredoxin 6a (gene Prx6a). Gene Ontology annotation, molecular function: peroxiredoxin activity. The record is from RefSeq and is a predicted model, not a curated record. Gene Ontology annotation, biological process: cellular oxidant detoxification; cell redox homeostasis. Gene Ontology annotation, cellular component: mitochondrion; cytosol. Lineage: Eukaryota; Metazoa; Arthropoda; Insecta; Coleoptera; Scarabaeidae.
CCUAGAUUUAAGUAAAUAACGCAAAUCUUACAAUUAAUGAGUCUUUUGAAUUCUAAAAGAUUGAGAUUAAUAAGAUAAAUUUUAUUUAAAUUGUUUAAAUAAUUUUGAAAUUGUGGUUAAUUUAAUCAAAGCCAUCUCAGGAAUAUCAAAACAAACGAAAAUCAUCUGUUAAUCAUAAAAAAAAUCUAUAACCUCACUUUUAUCAAUCCCGCACUAUUUAAAUUUCCAGUUUCAUCAAAACUAGUCCGAAAAUGAUUCUCCUCGGUGAUGAAUUUCCUAAUUUUGAAGCUGAAACCACGGAAGGAUCUAUCAAAUUUCAUGAAUUUUUAAAUGAAUCUUGGGGUAUCCUUUUUUCACAUCCAGCCGAUUUCACUCCUGUUUGUACAACAGAAUUGGCAAGGCUUAUAAAAUUACACCCUGAAUUUGCAAAACGUAACGUUAAAAUCAUUGCUUUAUCGUGCGAUUCAGUUGAAAAUCACAAAAAAUGGUUUGAAGACAUUAAAAAGUACGCUCAGUGUAAAGCAGAGGAUGUAUUUCCGUAUCCUAUUAUUGCUGAUGAACAACGAAAAUUAGCAGUCCAACUUUCGAUGCUUGAUCCGAACGAAAAAGACUCUGCUGGAUUGCCAUUAACAGCACGAGCUGUUUUUAUUGUUGAUCAAAAUAAAAAAUUGAGAUUAUCAAUUUUGUAUCCAGCAACAACAGGAAGAAAUUUUGAUGAAAUCUUAAGGGUUGUUGAUUCUUUACAAAUUACUGAUAAGUUUCAAAUUGCUACUCCAGCGGAUUGGAAGCAAGGUGAUAAUGUUAUGGUACAACCGAGUGUUCCAAUGGAAGAAGCACAGGUUUUAUUUCCAAUGAUGAGCGAAAUGGCGUUACCUUCAGGGUUGAAAUAUCUUAGGCAAACUCCUCAACCGAAAAUCAAUUAGGUCAUUAGCGGACUAAAAAUAUAAAAUAAAACUUUUCAUAUUUAUAAAAAUCUUUUAUUGAUAGAAUCAAAAAAAUGUUAUACCAAAUAAAAUUCAGUUCCACUU